This is a messenger RNA of Rattus rattus (black rat), 375 nucleotides long. Its product is annotated as 60S acidic ribosomal protein P1-like. The transcript is spliced from 2 exons. Gene Ontology annotation, biological process: cytoplasmic translation. The record is from RefSeq and is a predicted model, not a curated record. Gene Ontology annotation, molecular function: ribonucleoprotein complex binding; protein kinase activator activity; structural constituent of ribosome. Bases 1 to 375 code for a protein of 124 amino acids. Lineage: Eukaryota; Metazoa; Chordata; Mammalia; Rodentia; Muridae. Gene Ontology annotation, cellular component: cytosolic large ribosomal subunit.
AUGGCGUCCGUCUCCGAGCUCGCCUGCAUCUACUCCGCCCUCAUCCUGCUCAACGAUGACGAGGUGACUGUCAGGGAGGAUAAGAUCAAUGCCCUCAUUAAAGCAGCUGGUGUCAGUGUUGAACCUUUCUGGCCUGGCUUGUUUGCAAAGGCUCUGACUAUUGUCAACAUUGGGAGCCCCAUCCACACUGCUGCUGCCCCAGCUGAGAAGAAAGUAGAAACAAAGAAGGAAGAAUCUGAGGAGUCGGAAGAUGAGGAACCCCACAUCUUUGUAGAAGACCCCAUUCUUAAGCCAAUGUUUGGUUGUAUUGUCUUCGGCUCCUGGCCCAGCCUCAAAGUAAAGCUCUCCGGCUGGCCGUUCUUCUCAUCCAAGUGA